AUGACCAGGCUCUUUGUGCUGACCCCAGACACUGCAUACCCCACUGUGGCUGCAUCCAGCUUGCUUAUGACAGCCAAUGGGGCUGGACCCCAUAUCACCCAAGAGAAGACCCUGUUUCUCUACUCCAGAGCUUUCCAGAGUGCUGGCCACACCCUACACUCCCAAGUUAGGAGUCAGAGCUCUAGAGAUGCCUCGAUCCCAGGACGAGCUGGUGUGGCAGCUCCUGCAAAGCGGGCUAUGCCAGGCUCCCGGGCGGGUGCCGUAGCCUUGCCCUACCCUCUGAAGAAAGAGAAUGGUAAAAUCUUAUACGAGUGCAACAUGUGUGGCAAGAACUUUGGGCAGCUCUCCAACCUCAAGGUCCAUCUGCGUGUCCACAGUGGGGAGCGUCCAUUCCAGUGUGACCUGUGUCAGAAGACCUUCACCCAGCUGGCCCAUCUGCAGAAGCACCACUUGGUGCACACCAGGGAGCAGCCCCACCGGCGCCAGAUGUGCCCCAAGCGCUUCAGCAGCUCCGGCAACCUCAAGACCCACCUUCCCCUGCACUCAGGUGCCCAAUCGUCCCAGUGCAGCGUCUGUCCAAGUCACCUCACCCCGCACGUCUACCUGAAGCUGCACCAGAGGCUACAGGCAUCUCGGGAUCCUGGCCUGGCCCACACCCACCAGGCCCUCUCCUCUCUCAGCUACCCUGCCCAAGGAGCACUAGAUCUUGUGGGAGCACCGCCAGAGAAGAACACGGGCUGGGAUGCGCACAAGGUCAAGGUGUCCUCGCUCGCCCAGGGGAAGGACAAGGGCAGCCAGGCUGAGCAGUGUGCUAGCAUUUCUCCGCAAGAGGAGGGUUGAGAAUUAAAAGAUUUCUCUCAGUGCUGACUCAGGGCCUCCU
Molecule: messenger RNA, 880 nt
Organism: Acomys russatus (golden spiny mouse)
Lineage: Eukaryota; Metazoa; Chordata; Mammalia; Rodentia; Muridae
Gene: Znf683
Product: zinc finger protein 683
Biological process (GO): regulation of transcription by RNA polymerase II; cell fate commitment
Cellular component (GO): nucleus; cytoplasm
Molecular function (GO): DNA-binding transcription factor activity; RNA polymerase II cis-regulatory region sequence-specific DNA binding; histone deacetylase binding
Source: RefSeq, a predicted model, not a curated record